AUGUUUCGGUUAAGUGCUUCCCUGUUGGUUUUGGUCGCCAUUACCGGGUACCAGUGCGGCUACAUCGUCAGCAACGAACUCGGUUACGGCGAGGAGGAGAUCAGCUACGAAGGACACGACGAACACCAAGAUUAUCACGAACCGGCCAAAUACAGUUUCAAUUAUGCGGUGCACGAUCCUCACACCGGUGAUGAGAAGCAGCAUUACGAAGAACGCAACGGUGACGAAGUCAAGGGUACCUACAGUCUGAAAGAAGCUGACGGUACCACCAGAAUUGUUGAAUAUAAAGCUGACAAACAUAACGGUUUCCAAGCUGUGGUGCAUAAAGUUGGUGAGCCGAAACAAGAGGAGCACAUCAGUUACGGAGAGCACGAGUAUUAA
Aethina tumida (small hive beetle) is the source of this 381-nucleotide messenger RNA. RefSeq names its product cuticle protein 19-like. The coding region runs from base 1 to 381 and encodes 126 amino acids. The record is from RefSeq and is a predicted model, not a curated record. Gene Ontology annotation, cellular component: extracellular matrix. The transcript has a single exon. Lineage: Eukaryota; Metazoa; Arthropoda; Insecta; Coleoptera; Nitidulidae.